CCCAACCAUAAAGAAAAAAAAUGAAGUGUUUUACAUGUUGUUUUCGUACUAAUUCCAAUUACAAGAAAAUCAUCACAAAAAAGCCAUGUAGUAAUAGUAGCAACAAGAUCAAUAGUAUCUCUCCUCAAGCUCUCCAGGAUUUGCUCGAGACUCGCGAAAAUGGUGAAGAUUUUGUAGCCAUUAAUGGUACAAAAGAAGAAGUUGAUCACCAGGACGAGAUUGUGAAAUCCAUUAACCUCAUCGAAGAAUCAAAGGGUAUAAUUAGCAGAGAGAAUUUACUCGAGUUCGAUGAGAAUGGCGAAGCUUAUGUAGACGCCAUUAAUGCUAAAAAGGAAGAAGCUCGACACAAGAUUGUAAACUCCAUUAACCUGUUUGAAGAAUCCAAAGACGAGGAGGAAGAAGAAGAGUUGAAUAAAAGCAAUAUAAAGAAUUUGCUCGAGAGACGCAAAAAUGAUGAGGGCUUAUUAUCAAAACAAGUUUCUGCAAAUUGCUCAGAGUAUCUGAGCAAUUUGCAGAAACAUAACGGAGAAGAAGAAGAAGAAGUGGACACGGUUUCAAAUUCAAGUGUGUCAAGCUAUAUAUCUUAUCCUCAAAAUCAUCGAUAUCAUUGCUGCAGAAACAGCAAUGAUGAAUUCGAAGAUAUUGAUCUCGAAGAUGAAGCUAACAAUAAUGAUGAUGGAAAUGAAAUGAUUCUUCAAGAGUCGUCUUACGAGUCAUUAUUUUCACUCUCCAUAGACGACUCCACUCGGAAUGGAAAUAAUCCCUUCCCCGAAAUCAUGUAUGACAAGGAGGAGGUCAACAGUCCAUUGAAACCUAUGUUGCUCAGACGUUUCAAAAAUGCUGACAGACUUGUAACGGAUCCUCAAGAAGUAGUGCAUUUUCAACACGGGUGUGACAACAAUUUUGAAGAGUCAGAGCAACAUAGAUUACUAGUGUUGAAUCCAAUUCGAAAUCCAUGUCUAUUGAAAGACACCGGCAUUACAACGCCUCCAUCACUAUUGAAUCAACAAGAGGAGAAGGAGAACAUUGAUAUGAAUCUUCUUGAUUUUAGUACCACGUAUAAUCGUGCAAAAGACGAGCCUAGUUUGAAGCGCCAAGAGAAUGAAAUCGCGGUUGAUGCUAGUCUUUCGAGCUGGUUAGUUGAAUGUUCUCAAGACGACACGCCAAAUUCUAAAAACAGUGUUGGUUCUGUCGGAAAUUCACAUUCAGAGAAACGCGUAGGGCUUAUCGAUAGACCAAUUUUAGGAGCAUUGACAGUAGAAGAGCUCAAAGAUGAAAAGCCCAUUGUAAUAGGGACUAUUGGGAGCUAUUUGAGACAUACAGGGCAAGCUAAUAGCAUUUCAUCUUACUGAGGCAUUUCGUCGAGCAGGUAGCACGCUCCCGGGAGGAGGUAUACGUGCUUUAUUUUUUCAUGUGUUAUGUUAAGUUUGUAUUGCUAUUCCAUAUUCAACGAUUCAAUUGUUUAAUAGAUAGUCAAAUUUGUAAAGCA
Molecule: messenger RNA, 1489 nt
Organism: Solanum tuberosum (potato)
Lineage: Eukaryota; Viridiplantae; Streptophyta; Magnoliopsida; Solanales; Solanaceae
Exons: 4
Coding region: 21-1352 (443 amino acids)
Biological process (GO): male meiosis II
Source: RefSeq, a predicted model, not a curated record